This is a messenger RNA of Cricetulus griseus (Chinese hamster), 573 nucleotides long. NCBI's taxonomy places the organism in Eukaryota, Metazoa, Chordata, Mammalia, Rodentia, Cricetidae. The record is from RefSeq and is a predicted model, not a curated record.
AUGGACGCCGUGCUGCUGGAGCACUUCCCCGGGGGGCUGGACACAUUCCCGUCUGCUUACUUCGAUGAGGAAGACUUCUUCACCGAUCAGUCCUCUGUGCGCGAGCGGCGCCGCAUGCAGUCUAUCAAUGAUGCCUUCGAGGGGCUGCGUUCGCACAUCCCCACACUGCCCUACGAAAAGCGCCUCUCCAAGGUAGACACGCUGCGCUUGGCCAUCGGCUAUAUCAACUUCCUCAGCGAGCUGGUGCAGGCGGACCUGCCACUGCGCGGUGGUGGCACAGGUGGUUGUGGGGGCCCAGGUGGCAGCCGGCAUCUAGGCUGUGACAGCCCGGGUAACCAGGUCCAGAAGGUCAUCAUUUGCCACCGAGGCACCCGCUCCCCCUCCCCCAGUGACCCGGAUUAUGGCCUCCCUCCUCUUGCUGGGCACUCUCUCUCAUGGACUGAUGAAAAACAGCUCAAAGAACAAAAUAUUAUCCGUACAGCUAAAGUGUGGACCCCAGAGGACCCCAGAAAACUCAACAGUAAAUCUUUCGACAACAUAGAGAACGAACCACCCUUUGAGUUUGUGUCCUGA